Molecule: messenger RNA, 2380 nt
Organism: Plodia interpunctella (Indianmeal moth)
Lineage: Eukaryota; Metazoa; Arthropoda; Insecta; Lepidoptera; Pyralidae
Product: polypeptide N-acetylgalactosaminyltransferase 35A
Exons: 11
Coding region: 146-2230 (694 amino acids)
Biological process (GO): regulation of Notch signaling pathway; protein O-linked glycosylation
Cellular component (GO): Golgi apparatus
Molecular function (GO): Notch binding; polypeptide N-acetylgalactosaminyltransferase activity
Source: RefSeq, a predicted model, not a curated record
GAAUCACGGUCUUGGCGGUAGCAUAACUGUUUGCGUACGCUCGAUUCUUUUGGAAUUGUAGCUACAAAUAUGGGCAAAAAUAUGGGCUUAUUGCAAAUGCAAAUGUAGUGAAGUGAUCAUAGCAAUAGUAACAGAUUAGUAUAAAAUGGGUAAAAUAAACAACUCUUUUCUAUGGGGUAUUUUGUUUGCAUCAGCAACAUGGAGUAUUUCUUUGUACCUGUAUUGGUUAUUGAAUUUGAGUGGUGAUAAUAUAGUAAACAAAGCAGACAAUAAGAUGUACUAUCAACUACCAAACUCUGAAGAGAAGAAUCGUAUAAAAAACAAUGAUAAAUCCAUUGCAGCAUUAGAGGGCAAAAGUCUACUUUCUGAUAUGCCACAAAGUAAUGACAAGUAUUCCGGCAACGUUUGGAAAUUCCAAAGGAGUUCAGACUACCAGCGCAAAAUGAUGUUGAAACAAAAAUUUUCCAAACAACUUAAUUUAAAUGAAGCUAUUAAUCCUGAUAAAAGACUAGAUGGACAAGUGGGACUUAUAAGGAACCCAGAAGAUGUUAGGUUGCGUGAAAAAGGUUAUAAUUUACAUGCCUUCAACACCCUUAUAUCCCAAAGGAUUGGCAAUCAUAGAAGUUUGCCAGAUACCAGAAAUAAAUUAUGUGGAAGCCAAAAAUAUCCAUCAAAACUGCCAAAAGCUUCUGUAAUUAUUUGCUUUUACAAUGAACACUUUGAAACUCUCAUGAGAUCUGUCUAUUCAAUAUUAGAUAGGACAGAUCAGCAAUUUGUUAAAGAAAUCAUAUUGGUUGAUGACUACAGUGACCUCAGUGGUCUCCAUGAACAAGUUUUCAAAGCAGUAAAUGAGUUGAACUACAGAAUGCGCAAGGAAGAGGAAAUGCUUGAGACUAACAACUUAGAUGACAAUGUUGUGGAGUACAUAAAUGAUGACAAUAAUAUUAUAGAUAAAAAGACUACAGACAAGUAUGAUAAGUUUUCUAAAGGAGGCUUUAGUAUAAGACUAUUGAGGACCUCUAAAAGAGAGGGACUUAUUCGAGCUAGGUUAUAUGGUGCUGCCAGCAGUGUGGGUGAUGUUUUAGUGUUCCUGGAUUCCCACAUAGAGGUGAAUGUGGACUGGCUGAGUCCGUUAUUGGCUCGCCUGGCUGAAGGCCUGGACGGCAAGGAGCGCUACUCCCAGAGAGCCGUGAUGCCAAUCAUCGACAUCAUCAAUGCCGACACCUUCGACUACACUUCCAGCCCGCUUGUCAGGGGUGGCUUCAAUUGGGGACUCCAUUUCAAAUGGGAUAACCUGCCUAAAGGGACUCUUAAGAAUGACGAGGAUUUCGUAAAGCCUAUCAAAUCGCCGACGAUGGCCGGAGGUCUCUUCGCGAUCUAUCGCGAAUACUUCAACUAUAUCGGCAAAUAUGAUGCGGGAAUGAACGUGUGGGGCGGCGAGAAUCUCGAGAUUUCAUUUAGGAUAUGGAUGUGUGGAGGGACCUUGGAGCUGAUCCCUUGCAGCCGCGUUGGCCACGUGUUCCGCAAAAGACGACCUUAUGGCCUGGGCGAGAAGGAGGACUACAUGCUCAAGAACUCCAUGAGAAUGGCACAUGUUUGGAUGGACGAAUAUGUCAAAAAGGUGAUAGAUCAAAAUCCGUCGGCAGCCCACCUGGAUAUUGGCGACGUGUCUAGUCGGACGGCACUGCGCAAGAGUCUUCAAUGUCAAUCGUUCAAGUGGUACUUGGACAACAUUUACCCCGAGUUGGAGAUGGGAGAGGAUUCGGUGGCCAAGAAGAGGCUGGCUGCUUUGAAUGACCACGACAAGAAUAAGUUCCAGCCUUGGCAUUCGAGGAAAAGAAAUUACACAGAUUCUUAUCAAAUAAGGUUGAAGAACACCACAUUAUGCAUUCAAAGUGCGAAAGAUAUAAAAAGCAAGGGCAGUGGGCUUGUGCUCGCCAACUGUAUCCGGACAUUGAACCAGAUGUGGUUUGAGACAUCGCGGCACGAGCUGGUGUUAGGCCGCACGCUGUGUCUGGACGCUGCUAACAACAUGACGCCAUCUCUCGGGAAGUGUCACGAACUCGGCGGCUCCCAGGAGUGGAUGCACGAUGGAUAUGCUGGCAGUCCUGUGUACAACACGGCUGCGGGCAUGUGUCUCGGCGUCGAGCGUAGUUUCCGCGGGGAGCCCCUCGUCAUGGUCAUCUGCGACAACCAACCCAACCACCAAUGGGAUUUCAUCAGGUCCUAGGUAUCAACGACCUAAUGACUCCGCUCCUUUGCACUGCGCUCCGUCACGUGGUUCCCCGAAGAAUAACAAAUUGUGUGAAGUUUUGACGUGCGUCAUUGUCAAAACGUGCUGACCUAUAACGUGCUGCGUCGUCGCAACGGAUCACGACCG